Pedinophyceae sp. YPF-701 is the source of this 351-nucleotide messenger RNA. The record is from the annotation of a GenBank genome assembly. NCBI's taxonomy places the organism in Eukaryota, Viridiplantae, Chlorophyta, Pedinophyceae.
AUGGGGAUUAACCUGUUCAACAGCAUGAGCCAGCGCGACGAGCAGGGCAAGACGAGACAGGCGGAGUGCGUUUCCAUGGCGAUGACGAUGGCCGCGGAGUCGGCUGGGAAGUUCGGCGCCCCCUGGGCCGGGAUGCACCUUUUAGGCCACUUUAUGCACCCGGGCUUUCGCAACGUGUCGGCGUCGGUCAAGACCGCGACGGCGAUCAUGCCGGUCAUGGCCGUCUUCUUCUUCAAGGCCGAGAUAUGGACGUUCGACUGCGCCCACAAGCGCGGGCGGUUCGAGUACCUCCUGACUGAGCAGGAGCGGGUACAGCGCGGGCUGCCGCCGCAAGUUGAAGCAUCCAAGUAA